This is a messenger RNA of Ictidomys tridecemlineatus (thirteen-lined ground squirrel), 8389 nucleotides long. It is a transcript of the gene Prrg3, whose product is annotated as proline rich and Gla domain 3. The record is from RefSeq and is a predicted model, not a curated record. Lineage: Eukaryota; Metazoa; Chordata; Mammalia; Rodentia; Sciuridae. Gene Ontology annotation, cellular component: extracellular region. Gene Ontology annotation, molecular function: calcium ion binding.
UGGGUUGGGUGCCCCAUCCCCGAGGGCACGGUUCCGUGUCCAGGGCCACUGAGCUGGGCAUGGGGCACUGUUGGGGAGGGGGGAGGAUCUGGAGGCCCUGUCGGCCAAGGCGUUUGAGGUCUCAAGCAGACCCGGGAGAAGAGUGUUGCUGGGCCAGAAGCAGUAGUUAUUGGCCAAGGUGUUGGUGUCGGGCAAAGGUGGGCGAGGACAGGCACUUUCACGGAUGGCAUGAGUGCUAGGGGACACGGGGGCCCCAGAGUUUGAGUUUCAGUAUAAUUUGGGAGUUGCCGUGUCACUGGGUGGGUCGAUGAGUCAUGAGAUUUGGAAAUCACAGAACCCUUUCCUGCCGAUCAGUUCUGAGUGGUGGAAAUCAAUAGGGCUAAGAUUUGGAGAAGUGGUUUGAGGCCAUGUCUUUGGACACCAGGUGCUCUGGUGGCCACCAGUCCCCAUGUAAGGGACUUUAGGAGCUGUGUGUCCCAGAGCGCUGUGAUUCACAGGCUUUGGCCUGGGGUGGGGUUAAGGAGGGUCUUUGUGGUGGCCAGCUCCGUGCCUUCCUUCCUUUCCAGGCUGUCAGGAUUCAGCUGUGUUCCUGUGGGGAGUGGGUUAAAAAUUCCUUCAGCCUACAAUCAGCUUUACAGUAUCCACCAGGGGCAGGAGGGACAUAUACAUGCGUGACUGCAGCAGCAUUCUCUGUCGUGGAGCCCUCGCGCUUCUUCACUGUUGCCAUAGUAACUGCCUAUUGAUGGUGUAUUUAUAGGGGAAGAAGCAGGCGCUAAAUUUUGGGGAGGGAGGGGGAGGAGGCCUCAUGGCAGGCAGCAGCAGCAGUGAUGGUGGCUACAGAAUUGCUAAUGCAGUGGGCAAUGCCAUGUGAGCUGUUUUGGGGAGAUCUUGGCUCCUUUGAAGCUUAGAAAUGAACUAAUGACUUCUGCAGGUGCCAGAAUAACCUACACUUGGGUCCGUGAUAUGUGUGGGUGUGCAUGUACCAAAGUCUAUGUGUUUGGGACAAAAGGUAGCUGGCUGUAUGUAUGCUAUUAUGUAAUUUUUCCAUGUAAAAAAAAAUUAAAAACAUCGCAGUUCCCUUCCAUAAGCAAUGAAGCAUAUUUUUCUUUCUUCCCUUAUUAGUGAAGCCUUUGCUCAUUCUUUUCAAACACUGACACAACGGUUCCAUUUUCCUUCAACCAAAAGACCUUGCUGUCAGGCUUGAUAGCCCCACACCUCAAGACAUGGGCUUUGGAUAUCCAUAAUGAAGGCAGAAUUUUGAGAUAAUGUCCCAUCUUUACCAUUAUAAACAUUAAGUGACAACUAUCACAAAAUGGUAGGCCCAUGUUUUGGCAAAUUCACAUUCAUAUGUCAAGAGUCUUUGGUGAGAUUGUUGCAAGAUUCAAUAGAGAAAGCCCCUUGACAUGGUGAUACCACAGAUGGAUGUUUGAUUUGUUGUUUUUUCUUUCAUUGUGAAUUUAUCCAUGCUUUCUGUCCUACCUUUUUGCCAAGAGGAUUAGAAACCACAGUGUAAAUGUACAAUAGGAUUCUGGAAACAUAAAUAGAAAACCACACCAACUUUUAGGAGAGAAGCAUAUGUGCCUAACAGCUGGGGCCCCAGGGCGCAUGUGCUGGACUAUCAGUGUUAACACUGAACUCCCUGGCAGCCUAGGCAAAAAGGGUAGCAUAAUGGGUUACACAGCUCACAUGUCUUGCAUCCCGUUAGUCAUAAAACAUGAGCUUCUGCUUGGGGAGGGGAACAGUGGGGAUGAUUGCUCCCAGAUGUGGAUGGCCUGUCCAGUGCUCCAGAAUAUGGUGGAUGAGUGCAUGGGAAUGUGUGUUGCAAGGAGGGGCAGGAGAGUGGUACACUGUGCCCAUGGUUUACAUAUUGGCCAGAUAACUCCUUAGGAGAAAAUGAGAGGAGGCUGUGAGAUGCUAGUUCAUGUUAGAGGCAACUCUUCUAGUUAGUAUCUCAGGGGUGUUUGUGUGUGUGUGUGUAGGUGUGGGUGUGUUUGCAUGCACAUGUGUGUGUUGAGGAUGGAACACAGGACCUUGCACAUGCUAAGCAAGUGCUCUGUCCCUGAGCUCUAUUGCAGCCCUUUGUCUCAGUUUUGAUUGUUUAAAUCCAUUUCUUGGUACUCUGCUUCACUGGACUUUAACACAAAGAGACUGAGAGAUGCCUUCUUCCAGAACAGCCCAGUUAUCUUGCCUCCCUGAAUGGUGAAAAUGAACCGAGCAGGUUAUCUUGUUUUGGGAUUGUAAGAAUAUGACUGUGUUGUAGGUGGGGGAUCUGACCAUGCAGAACAGGUGUGUGCAGAUGGUUACUGUAGGACAUUGGAGAUGAUUGUUGUUGUCUUAAGUUUGGUUUUCAAGGAAUGUGCUUAUCAUUAAAGGCAUCUGGGACCUGAAUUCAGGUCCUGUCUCUGUUGUGGUUCAUUUGCUUAACCUUGCCCAAUCUCCCCCUCCCCCUUUUCUCUGGGCUUCAUUUCCUUAUCUGUCUCUGAGGUCCUUUCCAGUGUGAAGGCACAAAGAUUCAUUGAGGGGGUGAGGAAGGAAAGAGCUUUAGCUUGUAGGAGUUUUCCUUUUUAAAGAAAAAGGUCAACCCUUAUGUGUUCCUGGGGGAAAUAGCUGAAAGCUUUGCUUUGGGCUGUUGGGUCCCUGGGAAGCUCUAGAGAAGAGCCUGAGGGAGAAUGAGAACAACGGGAGGUAUGAGUGGAGGGCAUGGAGGGUGCUGCACCUCAUGAUGUGCUGCCUUGAUCUUUUGACCAGGCGAGUGAGCCACUGAAGCCUAAGGGAGCAUCAUGGCAGUGUUUCUGGAGGCCAAGAAUGCACAUUCUGUCCUGAAACGGUUCCCUCGUGCCAACGAGUUCCUGGAGGAGCUGCGCCAGGGCACCAUUGAGCGAGAGUGCAUGGAAGAGAUCUGCAGCUAUGAGGAAGUCAAGGAGGUGUUUGAGAACAAAGAGAAAACGAUGGAGUUCUGGAAGGGGUACCCCAAUGCUGUCUACUCAGUCCGAGACCCCUCCCAGAGUUCGGAUGCCAUGUAUGUGGUUGUGCCCCUUCUAGGAGUAGCGUUGCUGAUUGUCAUCGCUUUGUUCAUCAUCUGGAGGUGCCAGCUGCAGAAAGCAACUCGUCAUCACCCCUCCUAUGCUCAGAACCGGUACCUAGCCAGUCGCACCGGGCACAGCCUCCCCCGGGUCAUGGUGUAUCGCGGCACUGUGCAUAGCCAGGGAGAGUCCUCUGGUCACCGUGAGGCUGGGAGCACCCAACAGGUGGUGCUGGGGUCUGGCCGAGGGGGCAGAGCCACAGUCCGGCUUGAGAGCACUCUCUACCUCCCUGAGCUCUCUCUCUCCAGGCUGUCCAGUGCCACUCCUCCUCCCUCCUACGAGGAGGUGACCGCACCCCAGGAGGGCAGCAGUGGGGAGGCCAGUGUCUCUUACAGUGAUCCACCCCCAAAAUAUGAGGAGAUAGUGGCUGCCAGCCCUGGUGCAGACAAGUAGUAGGUCACUUGUUCUGGCCUGUGUGAAAGCCUCUUUCUGAGGCCUCCUGUUUUCUUUUCAACUUUUGAAAGACUGUGCCACCACAAAACAGCCUUAGCCUCCUUGUUGCCAAAUAAUUCCCUAACCGUGGAUUUUUAGGAAGUCAGUUGUCAGAGACAGGUGGGGAGGAUGGGGGUCAGGAACACACAUGAGGCAAAGCCCCCUGGGAAGAGCUACACACCUGAGAGCCCAGCUCUUCCCAAACCUCCCAAACCCCCACUGUCCUGUCCUCCCAUCAGGGACUGGCUUCUCUUAAUGCCAAAGGAAUCAGUCCAUUGUGUUGAUUGUGGCUGGAGCUGUGGGGCUGGCUGGAGACCUGUGUAUGGGCCCAGAGGUGAGGGAGAGAAGCCAGCCCUAUAGCACCAGUCUUCCUCAAUAGUUCUGUGCUUUCUGUCCUCUCUUACGUUGUAACGAUGGGACAAGGAUUUAGCAACAACAAAACGAAUCAUGUAAUUACAAAACAUGUAAUAACAAAGAUGAAUAACAAACAAAACAAUAGCACCCAGGCCAUUCUUAUGAGGCCUAGGGAAGUCAGUUGCACAGUUCUGUGACUCCACCCCCACCCUCCUGACCAGGUCUGUGUGAAGGAUGCAGGGCAGGCGGCUGGGUAGCAGAGCUACUCCAUGCAGAUUGACCAAGGGGUCCACAAGAACUGUGCCACCCUUUUUUGGUGUGCUUGAUCUCCCCAGACCUGUAUACCAGCUCUGUUAAAACCACUACCCAUAGGCCUGAGCCCACUUGCAGCCCAGAAGCACUUUGUCCUGGGGAAAACUGAUGCUCCUGACCCUGCCUGUAGAGUUCAUGCCCUCCUAAAGGACUGGGCUGCAGGCUGGGUCCUGUAGCUGAAGUCUUCUCCUGGUGUGGUUGAUUAAUCCACAGGACAAUUAAACCCAUGAGAUUGGCCUCCUCAGCAUGGAGCUCUCUGGCUUUGAAAUUUUAGGAUACUUCCCUUUUUGUGAAUAGAUGCAUUGAACUUGAACUUCAGAUUGAUGAUUUCUCCUUAAUGAUGGUGCCCACCUGAGGAGAAGAUCCCAAAGUGUGUCUUUUUCAAAAUUUAUUUGUGUGGGAGCCCAUGACCUGGGGUUGAAGGCCCAUCCAGGGUUUGCUCUGCCAUGGCUAGGUGCUGGUCCAUUUAUGGUGAGGCUUUGGGCAGCAACUGGGCAAGGUGACCUGCUUUGUAACUGUGCCAGUAACCAUGCAAAAGGCAUUGUUGAUACCAUCUCUCUCCACCUCCUCACCAUCCUCCUGGCUGCAGUGCCAAAUCAUUUUUCCUCUGUGGUGCUUUAAAAAAUGUAGCAAAUUUUUUGGGGCCCAAAAGAGUGCAGAGCAAGGGUCUAUUGGCAACUGCAGCAAUUUAAAGCCCACUGAUAACAAGCUUCCUUGUCUAAACAGCUCUCCAAGGCAGACAUCCCGGGACUCAUUCCCUGCAUACAGCCUUGCCUUGGGGCCACAGAUGAUUUCUGGAGGCCCCAUUCAGUCCUGGGGAAAGUCCCAGGAUAUGGUCAAAGUCAGGAGGCUGACAGCUUGGCUAAUGUGAUCCUGUGGGUAUGUUUUCCCAUCCUUCCUUCUUCCUCACAGCCUCAGGAGGUUGACUAAGCUAAUGCUUGAAGCACCAUCGAGCCAGUGAGGCUUGCCCUUAGGGGGAUUCUUCUAGAAAUAUGUAAGGUUUUCUGAGGGCCUUUCUGCCUCUGAUGUUGAGUCUCAACCUGAGGAAUCUCCAGCCAGAUGACCCUUUUUGUAUCCUUUGCCCUCUCCUCAGUGUUCUCUAAUGCCAGAGAUGCUGACCAGGUGGCAUUCCCACUUGCCUACCUUCCUCUUUCCCUUCCCUGGACCACUAGCAUUGCACUCCUGCCCUUCCUCAUGAAGGGACUUUUGGCCUGAAAGGUCCCUUACUUUUUCAAUGAUGGAAACUGGGGCCAAUUCCAUUCAGCCAUGUUGGAGGACCUGGAGAAAUCCAGAAAGUCUGGGGCCAGCCCCAGUUUUCCCAGGAUUUUCUCAAGCAGGUGCCCAAGAGUGACCUGGGAGUAUGUGAAAAGAGACCUAGCCCAAUGUGUCUCCCUUCCCCCUACCAGGUAGCAGAGAACCAGGCAUAGGCUCCGCUCACCAGAGCCAGAGGGAUUAUGCCAAGGAAUGCCCACUGCCCGUGGCAUCUAUUGAGCCCAGUAUCUUGAGGCUGAGUGGUGGCCAACAGAAAGAGUAGGAAGCAGAAGCCUGGAGACUGGCCUGUGGAGGGCAGCAGGUGUUCCUUGGGCUGAGGACAGACUGCAGGGAGAGCCAGAGGCAAUUCUUUAAAGCCUGUGGUCUCUGGUUCAGGUGCUUCACAGAGUUUUUCCAGGUGGGGUUGUGCCAAAGCCUCUGGGAUGGUUUUUGCAGCAUAUAGUAGAAGAAAAAAGACUGUAGAGUAUGCACAGUGGGUAGAACUCCUUGCGGUGCACACUUGGCUUUUACGAAUGCCCUGUACAUAUCUUUUCAAACUGUCUUUGUAUGAAUGUUGAUUUGAUACAAUGCUAACACUUCAGUAGCCACAUUUUUGUUGUUUUUGGACUUGUGUAUGAGUGUGUGUGUGUAUACACGUAUGCACGUUGCCUUUUCUCAUUGCUUAUCUGAAACAAUAGCCGGUGUGCGGCUAUAUUUGUACCAGGAGGGAUCCGGUCUGAAAGAAGGAAUGUCCCCUCCUAGGGCUGGGCAGCCUUGACAGGGCCCUGAGUGAGGAAAACUGAGAUUAACUGUUGGAGCCCCCACCCAAAGUCAUCACUUUUUGUCCCCCAACAAAAGGCUUUGGAAGAAGAUGAAGGCGUUUCACUCUGUGGGUCCCCCACUCACACUCUUUUGGCAUGGUGCCCCUGCCUUGGCUCUGUUCUGUGGGCAUCAGAAGCUGAAGGAAUUCUCAGUACUCCUGGAUACUUUUUUUGUGUGUGUGCGUGUGUGUGUGGAAAGAUGUGUGACAAUUGACUUUGGGAAUGGUGGGGCUAGUUACUUAGAUAUUUUUCAUUAAAAAAGAAAAGGCUUUAAAAAGUUCCUUGAAAUAUGACUGUCACUCAUUUUCAACCAAAAACUUUUUAACACUUUUUAAAACAAGAAUUGCAAUCCUGUCCCUUUCCCAUUGCCCAUCACCUUGGGUUUUCAAAAUGAAAGCACAAGAGAAAGAGUGGGGUGCACAGGUGCCUGGCGCGUGCACAUCCCCUGCACAGCUGCGUUGUGCCCUGGCUGAGGGAGACGCAGUGCUGAGCAGUUGGACCCAGGAGGCCAAGGCCUCCUUUCUACUUGCCAAUCCCACUGCCAUUAGUGUGAAAUCUUUAGGGUGCUUUGGAAAACAGGAAUGUGCCUGAUUUGAUGGACAUUGUCUUUUUUUGGUAGCCCAUUGGAGGAAUUCAGAAUUCAGGACAGGAAAGUGUCUUUUUGUUAAGUAGUUGGAGCCAGAUGCUUCCCUUCUCCAAGUGCAUGGAGAUUCCCAGCCCCCAGCCAGAGUAGAUUUUUUUGACAACCAACUUGUAUUCCAUGAGAAAAAAAAAAGCACUGCCUCUAGAUUGUUCUUUUGUCCAAGUGAGAGCAAGAUGAUGGAGAGAGGCUCUCUGAAUCACCAAGGCUCUUUCUAGAAUAAUGUAUAUGCUCUGGCUCCUGUGUGUCCACUCACGGUCAAGGCUGAACUGCUUUUCAGCUUGACAAGGGAUGAAGCUCCAUUUCAGGGCUUCUCUGAUUCAGAAACAAGCACACACUCCCCCACUGAAGUCUACUAAUACUAAUCAGUGUAAUUAGCUAAUUUAAAAGUACUGUAAUCAGACUGCUUGCAGCUACUGUAAAAGCCCAUUAAUUUGAAGCCCACUAUAAUUCAGAACUUAGAGAAAAUCACAAUUUGAGAUAAUUCACGAUAGCUGCAAUUCCUGCUACAUAAAAAUAUUUAAAAGAUACUUCCCAUUGGUCAAUUUCCAGGGUCUUCUGUGUAAGAGGAAUCCAGUUUAAAGUGAGUCCCCUUUUCAAAGGAAGGGCUCAAGAUAUUAAGGAUCCCUUCACCGUGCCUUCAGCUUUGGGGUUCAGCAUUUCUCGUCUGUAAGGUUCCUUCUGUGCAGGGUGAUCCCUUGUUCUCUCUUCAUUGUGGGAAAUUUCAGCCUUUCACUCCACUCUUGUAUUUAUCCUCUGAAUAACAUAGUUUGUGAACUUGACUGCAAUUUUAAACACAAGUAUAUGUCUUUCUAAGUAUUCUGUAAAGCAGAUGUUGUGCUUGCAGACUGGCUGCUCCCAUCAUUUGCCCCCAAAUAUUUAAACUUCGGGAGCUUUUCCUUUCACAGGCUGUGGGCGGUGAGUCUCUCUCUCUCUCUAGCAGGAAUUUCUCUCACAAAGAUAUCCAAACAGCACACCCCCUUGGGCUCAACGCUCAACAGUUGUUUCACUGUACUGCUAUCUGACCGCUGAACAGUGCCUGCCCUUCUCCUGCCCCCAGCCAAGCAUUAACACAGAUACCCAGAAUGGGACCAGUACCCUAGCUGCUUUUGCCUCCCAAUCUGUCUCCUUUCACAGAUGCCACUUUCCCAGGCCUCAACACACGUGCUAUUUCACUCUGUAAUUGUGAAUUUGUGACAGUGGAAACCCUGGUAUGUGCAACUGAGCUUAUAGAAAUGAUUACUGUGAAAUGGAUUAAUUUUGGUACCACUUUAAAUUGUGCUCAUAUUCAUGUGUUGACCUAUGUCAGCUGGGAAAUCUGUGUAUUCAGUAAUAUGUCAGGAUUUUAUUAGAUCCUGGGGGCAACGAACAAACUUGCUUCUGACCUCUAUUGCUCUCGCUUUCUUGCUUUUUAUGAUUGUCGAGCUUUGCUGUUAACUUUUGUCUCUUUCUGUACAAGAAGAUAAAGAAUAAAAAUAAAGAGCAAACAACAUCCA